This is a messenger RNA of Patiria miniata (bat star), 4114 nucleotides long. RefSeq lists its product as uncharacterized. Lineage: Eukaryota; Metazoa; Echinodermata; Asteroidea; Valvatida; Asterinidae. Gene Ontology annotation, molecular function: protein binding. The coding region runs from base 477 to 3989 and encodes 1170 amino acids. The record is from RefSeq and is a predicted model, not a curated record. The transcript is spliced from 22 exons.
AAUAGUACAGGGACCAGGGAUUUGUUCACAAACCAAUCUCACGUGGUUCGUUGCGCGUUCUUAAAUUGGCGGGGCACGACGUGGAGGACUUUCGAAAAAACGUCACAACAGUGAAAUAUGGUGACAGGCGUCCAACAUGACCUGAUGAAGCAGGCACAGUGCUUUUGGUCAAUGCUGGAUGAACUUGCAGAGACCGAUGAAGAUGCAUACAGGAAGUUCAUGGCCACAAACCUCCAAAGAGGACAGCAAGAAUUGACACCGGCCAAGCCAUGGAUGUCUGCCAAGACCCGUAUCAUGGAAGAAUUGACUCGUCUAGUCCCAGACAAUACGAGUUACGUCUGCCACUACCAGAGAUAAUACAAGAAGACGAUUCCACAGCCAAAGUCAACAGACAAACAUCAUCACUCACUGUUGCCAUGCCAACCAGGAUGGAAAUAGUUUGCUUGUGUUGGAACGUGGUCUUAGUCUGACCAAUAAUGGGAAAUCCUCAGAGUAGAUUCGCUCCAAGAGAAACAAACUUGGAUGAUGAGCACCCCCAAGUUCCAGGUACCGAAUCAAAUGUGGACGAUGGGAAGCCCCAAGUUGCAGAAGAGACAUCUUCACCAGCAGUUGAAGAUAUUCCUUCUACCCAUCCCAAAACAAACUUGGAUGAUGAGCUCCCCACUGUUCCGGAAUCAAAUGUGGACGAUGGGAAGCCCCAAGUUGCAGAAGAGACAUCUUCACCAGCAGUUGAAGACAUUCCUUCUACCCAUCCCAAAACAAACUUGGAUGAUGAGCUCCCCACUGUUCCGGAAUCAAAUGUGGACGAUGGGAAGCCCCAAGUUGCAGAAGAGACAUCUUCACCAGCAGUUGAAGAUAUUCUUUCUACCCAUCCCAAAACAAACUUGGAUGAUGAGCACCCCAAUGUUCCGAAAUCAAAUGUGGACGAUGGGAAGCCCCACGUUUCAGAAAAGGCAUCUUCACCAGCAGUGCAAGACAUUCCUGCUACCCAUCCCCAUAAUGUCAUGAAAGCCCUGGAAGCAGACGCCAACAAGCCCGCAGAGAAGCGUAAAGCAGAGGCGACGGCUCUGAAAGAUCAGGGGAACCAAGCGUUCAAGAAGAGCAAUUACACACGAGCCGUUGAGCUCUACACACAGGGCCUGGAGCGUCUAAAAGACUUUGUGGUGCUGUACACCAACAGGGCACAGGCUUACAACAAAUUGGGAAAGUUUACAGAGGCAAUGGAGGACUGCCGGACUGCCUUGCAGUUGGAACCAAACAACGUCAAGGCAUUGGUGCACCUUGGCAAGGCCCAACAGGGACUGAAGGAUUACGAGGUGGCUGUUACGACUUACAAAGAAAUCACCAAGAUUGACGAGAAGUACGAAAGUAAAGUCGCAGGCUACAUUGCAGAAGUGAAUCUAGCCGAGUCCACAGCCAAGUCUGAUAUGGAGGCUGAGAGGCUGUUGAGUGAGGGCGAUGUCAAAGCAACGGGCGUUCAUGAGAUCGGACUCGGUGACGUAACAGACAGUCAAGCAGCUCUGACCCAACAACUACCAGAUGAUCAACAAACGACUCAGUCUGGCAGUGGACAGCCUUCCCAGCAGGAACCAACGCAACAACCUCCGCCGCAACUACAGCCAAGACCAGAUUACCCACAAAGAAGUGAAGCCAUCAUAGGAAGCAUCAGCGGUAGCCAGAACCCUGUCAUUGUUGGUUCAAAUGAAGUAAAUAUCAUUUACAACAAGCUGUCAGAGGGACCAGAAACCACCGGACUCCAGGAAUCGGGUACCUUUGAGGAUUUGCAACAGGAAAUUAUUGACAACUAUGAGCAAACUGCAACAACUAUUCCUGCACAUCCUACACUGCAGUCACGUAAUGUGGGUAUUGAGGAAUUCUUUAUUCCACUGAAUCUCAGAAAGAACAUUUCAGGCAAAACGAAAUCAGAGAGGUUGGUCACAUUACUAAAACAAAACAUAUUUUUGGAUGAAGCACAAAAGAUAAUUCUCAAAUCCGUUGAUGAUUUGUUCAAUCAGAAAAUAGUUAAGGAAAUCAAGAUUCUUCUUUAUGGUGGGGCCGGGACGGGUAAAACAACCCUGUUAGUGAAAGUUGUAAACUCCUGCAUCACACUCAGUUCAGAACCCCUUCUCGGUAGAUUCGAUCUUGUGCUUUGGAUUAAGCUGAGGCAAAUGCAAUCAAACAGUGUCUUGGAUGCCAUAUUUGACCAAAUUCUACCAAUUGACACAAAACUGGACAAAACAACAGUGCAACGUAUCAUUGAUGGUAAGCAAUCACGCAUUGCUUUGCUGUUGGAUGGAUUAGAUGAAAUUCCGUCUCAUGUUUUGCAAUCUAAGGAGGGCGUGUACAGGGUUCAAGAUAUCUUACACAGCAGAGUCCUUACAAAAAGUUUUGUGUUGGUAACUACUCGACCACACAUGAUGGAAUAUGUAUUGGAGGGUAGCAACCCGUACGCAGUGGUUGAAACAUGUGGCUUCAGACCACAAGACAGAGAUCAAUAUAUCAGAUUAAACCUUUCUGAUGAUUCUGACAUGGGAGAGGCAUUGAUUUCACAUCUAGAAGACAAUGCAAAUCUCAAGGAGAUGGCUGUAAUUCCAAUCAUUUCCCAGAUGUUGUGCCUUGUUUGGAAGAAUGAAAAGUCAUUGCCUGAGAGAAUUACCAAGCUGUACGAAAAGUUUGCGGUUGUUCUUUUCAAGCGCUGCAAUAAAGAUAUGAAUGAUGAUCAGGUGAUGUUAAACUUGAUGCCCAUCAUUGAUGACUUGGGGCGUGUUGCAUUACAAGGGUUACUAGACUCUAGAGGGGAAAGACUCAUGUUCAAUGAAACUGAAUUUCAGGAUUGUCCGUCUUGCUUAGCUGAGGGUUGUCGUGUGGGUUUCGUUCUACGUGAAACGUUCACGAGUGGUCUGGAUGUAAAAGUGCUGGUCACUUUCCCCCACAAGUCCAUCCAAGAAUACUUUGCAGCAUGUCACCUGGUGAAAUUGCUACAAGAUGACGAAAACAAUUUCCGUCAUCAGUUGGAGCAGAUUGGAGAAGGAAAUGUUUUUGCGAUGGAAUACCUGCUGAGAUUUUGUUGUGGUAGAUCCAUGCAGGCUGCUGGUCUCAUUCUGGAUCACAUACAAGAGAUGCAAGGUGAUGAGAUGAAGCUGCAGAGAUUGGCUCGGUUGAUAUUGUGUGAAUCUGGUUCAAAAGAGUUGGCUACCAAACUUGUCAGACCAACUAGGGUAGAGUGUGAGAGUAAUGCAGACCUGAAAUCACUGAGCUACUACUUAAAGCGUGUCACUCCACCACUUAAAAAUACAGGCUUUUACAUGCAUGUAAGAAAGCAGGAUCUUAACCUUUUCAGGGAAAUUCUUCUGAGUGACAGCAUGGAGUCGGCUAAGAUGAUAUUUGUUCACUACAUGUUGUCUGAGGAGGAGAAGGAGGAUUUCAGUCCCCUAGAGAAAACAAUUGGUGUGAGGAAAGAAGAGCGCCGUGCUCAAUUACACAUUAUGUUUUACAUUGGGGAAAAGUCGUUGUUUGACAUGGGGCCUGCAUCGCACAGCUUUUUGCGCAUGCAAGAAAAAAUCAUGCCUAGUUUGUCCAUGAUAAAAGUAAGACCAGAGGAGGUUGUUGAUGUGUUGCAGGUACUGGAAGAAUGCAGGUUUAAUUAUCUCUACCUGCAUAGUAUCAACCUGCAUGGACAGUUGCGAGAUGUCCAUAUCUUGCCAGCCAUUGGCACCUUGCACCUCGAAAAGUGCAGGUUGGUCGAUGAUGAUGUGAAGGACCUGAUCAGCAUCCUUCCUGCUGGGCGUGGUUUAAUAGGGCUUACCCUUGAUGACAGUGCAUUCAGUUUGGAUGCAGUGAGGGCUCUCAUCGGUCAUCUCCAAGGUUUCCCAAAGUUAUGUCGGUUGGGACUUCAUAACAUCGGCCUCGAUGCUCAGCUCAUCAGACAAGUUGUCAGUCAAGGCCUCCCUCACCUGAAGGAAACAGCAGAGGGAGAUUUCCGAGCCUAAAUAAUCUACCACCAAGUCAUAACUCCCACCCUGUGCCCUAUGAAUGCACCACGUUCACAAAGUAGCACGUAUCAUGGGUCAUUUUAUGUAAAAUCAAUGCUCUGCAACCCCCCCCCCCCCCCCAA